Messenger RNA from Actinia tenebrosa (Australian red waratah sea anemone), 1424 nucleotides. Its product is annotated as acetylserotonin O-methyltransferase. NCBI's taxonomy places the organism in Eukaryota, Metazoa, Cnidaria, Anthozoa, Actiniaria, Actiniidae. Gene Ontology annotation, molecular function: protein dimerization activity; O-methyltransferase activity. The record is from RefSeq and is a predicted model, not a curated record.
CAUGAACCAUAAAUAAAUCAAUUAUAAUUAAGAGUACCGACGUUCUCUGGAGCCUUGGCUUGUUACUUGAGGCUUCUUGGUGCGACAACGAUUUUCGAAAUAGGUGUAUAUAUAACGAAGGAGACACGCGGACUGGCAUAAGUGAUUCUUUGAGAUUGAAAUGGCAUCUUCAAAGCCUGUCAAUGAUAGCUCCAGCAUGGGCCCAGUGCCCCAAAAGCUCUUUACCUACCUGUAUGCGUUUGGUGUAUCUCAGAGUUUAUUCACGGCUUGUGAGCUGGGAAUCUUUGAUGUUCUUCAUAAUGCUGGAGUACCACAGUCUGCCAGCAAGAUAGCAGAACAGCUCUCCACUAACCAAGAUGCUACCAGUAGACUACUGGAUAUUUUGGUCAGCAUGGAACUGUUGGUAAAACAGACUGGUGCUACAGACGAACCUGUCUAUUCCAAGAGGCACUGGUGACGUUGCCUACAUCACUUCCAUGCUCUAUCCCAACAUGAAGGUCACGGUGCUCGAAUUGCCUGAGGUGGUUGAGAAGUCUCCACACUUUAAACCCUCCAUGGAAGAGUGUCCAAACCAAAACAAUGUGRGUUUUGUGACAGGAGACUUCUUUGGGCCCACACUACCAGCCGCUGACCUGUACGUGUUGACGCAUAUUCUUCACGACUGGAAAGAAGACAAAAUCGACGUUCUGUUGUCAAGUAUAUUUAAAAGUCUUCCUUCAGGUGGGGGCAUUUUAAUUGGAGAAGUUCUCAUGUUUGAUGAUAAAUCAGGUCCAUUGAACGUCCAGUUGUACUCCUUGUAUAUGUUGGCCAUUUGUGAUGGACAAGAGAGGUCUGGACUGGAGUACAAGCAGCUGUUGGAGAAACAUGGUUUUAAGGAUGUCCAAUGGAAGUACACACACACCAACAGUCUUGAUGCUGUCUUGGCUAUCAAACCUUGAACUUCUCUUCCUGUUCAAUGCAUUCUAAUCUAUAUAAGUGAUUGAGGGUUAUUGAUUUCACGAGUGCUCGAUAAUGGGUGUUUUCUGUAUGAAUUAUCUGAUUCAUAUAUGAACAUUUAUAUUUUGUAAGUUAAUUCUGGAAAUCCCCUGUAGGAAAAAGUCUAAACAAAAAAGACAGUUACUCAGGAUAGCCACAGGUCAGUAUUUCAACGCGCAGCAGCUUUGAGGACGAUAUUUGUUAUAAUUUACAUCAACACACAAUUUCGGACACGAUGUAGAAUAUCCUUAAUCUCUUUGCUAUUAUAAUCGUAUUUUGUUUGCUAUUCUACAUUUGCAGUUUUUCGAGGUAGGAAUCAGAAAACAGCAAACACCUGUCCUAACUUCGCCUGUCAUUAGAGGCGUUAAAAAUAGAAUUUGUGCCAAAACAAUUCAAUUCAAUGACGUCCUUUCAGUCUCGUCGAAAUAGACGUCUUUAUUUUGCGUAUA